Emericellopsis atlantica is the source of this 8259-nucleotide messenger RNA. RefSeq lists its product as uncharacterized. Gene Ontology annotation, molecular function: calcium ion binding; actin binding. The record is from RefSeq and is a predicted model, not a curated record. The transcript is spliced from 7 exons. Gene Ontology annotation, biological process: endosomal transport; actin cortical patch assembly; endocytosis. Gene Ontology annotation, cellular component: actin cortical patch; nucleus; mating projection tip. The coding region runs from base 1 to 8259 and encodes 2752 amino acids. Lineage: Eukaryota; Fungi; Ascomycota; Sordariomycetes; Hypocreales; Bionectriaceae.
AUGACUGCGGACAUAUGGAAGAAGAGGACUUUGCCGUCACUCAAGACGGCGCAGCCCCCGGCACAGCAGUACGAGCCGCUGGUGGAACAAGCCGACCUGGUCGAGGCCAAGGCCCCCAGAAUUCUCACCAGAGCGCUGCGGUCCUUAAGCAGCUCCUCGCUCGAUUCCAUCAACAAUGGCGGCCCAAGGCGAUCAAGCUCGACGCGCAGGCUCCAGAAAGUGCCAUCUAGUUCCAGUACCAUGUUGGAUAGGCUGCAUCGCCGGGUGUCGAGAGACUCAUCCAUACCGGCCUCGCCUGCGGACAUGCCCGGAAGUCCGAUAGAUCACUCCUUCUCGUCCAUGGAGAUCAUCAAAUGCGGGCCGCUCAAAACUGACGUUUCCUUGCUGAAGGCGCGCACAGAAUACCUCAUUCUGACGGACCACUGCUUGGUCAAAGUCGGCAGCGUUGAGGCUGCGCGAGGCGUUUUCCCGCAGCUAGCACAAUCCGAGGCCUAUGAGUCGCAGUCGGAUGCUCGAUCCGCCUUGACAGCCAAAUCAGCAGUUUCGGAGAUUCGAUUCGAGGUGCCUCUACACUCGCUCGUCGCAGCUUUCGUGGAGGAGGGAGCGAGCCCACGUUUUGGCCUCGAGCUGUGGUGGUUCUCGCCUUGUCCACGCUUGGCUUAUUGCAAGGCUCACCUGUUUUUCUCCACGCCCAAGGAGAGGAACGACUGGCUCGGAUCGAUUCACAACAUGUGCAGGGUGCGACAUCGUCAAUCGAAUGCGCACGCCGUGGUGUCAGACAACUUGAGGAUUCGCAUUGACCACAUUGUGGCUCACCACGAGACACCGUUCGCCGAUGGACCAUCAAAGAAUCUAAUUUUCCCCGUCGCGAAGCGAAUUGUCGGCACCGCCCAGAAGCCCCACGCUGCCGAGGACAGCCAGCAGCACGUAGACGGAUCAUCAUUUUACUUUGUUAUUGGGCCCUACAUGUGUUAUCUUAUCGAAGUGUUGAAAGCAGAUUAUGGCACGCCUGCUGGAGAGCUCCGCGUCAAAUCUAGCCAUUUCGGCACGGUUACUAUGGCUGGAUUCCGGGCCUCUGUGGCCUCGCACGAACAGAGGUUCUUGAUGAGCUUUCGAUCACCAUUCGGACGGGAGGCACGUCUUGACCUUGCGAGUGUUCAUUACAGGCGAAUCAUCGAAGCAUUGCUGCGCGUCGAUCGCAUUCUCAAGCCCAUGUGGCCUCAGCACUUCCAACAAAGCAUUUUCGACAUCAAGGGGCUACCGCCACCUCUCCAAUUGACAUCGGGCAACGACUUGGGAGGGAUCGAGCGCAGCCUCCAGGCCUAUUGUGCGGCGUUCCACACAAGUAUGCCACAUUGGACAGUUGAAUGGUACACAUCCUCGCAGCCUGUCUUCCGGCUGAUACAGUCGGAAAGCUCGCCGUACUCCCCAGCGCAACUCAUGGCUGUCUUUCGUGCACUGCGAUACAACAGCUUCUUCAAGGGAAUCUCCUUUCGGGAUGUAGACUUGUCGCCUCUUGCCGCCAGGAAGGACUAUUCGCCCUACGGUGAAGGGGUUGUCUACACCUCUCUCAACGGCUGCAAGAUAACGAAAGAACACUAUGAUGAUCUGAUCGACUCACCCGUGUUGACUCAAGAAUUUCAUGCGCUGCUGUUUGCAUCCGAAUCGAUUCGCUGCAUCGACCUCACCAACUGUCUUGGCAUCCGGGAUAAACGAUCGUCCCAGGCGCGCGUAUCCGUAGAUUAUGCAAGCUGCCGACGGACUAGCUCCGAGAUUGUACGUCCGAUCCUGGCUCUGGCGCGUGCAGAGCUCUGCACGUGCCACAGCAUUACCAUGUCAGGCAACCCAUUGUUAGCUAGCGAUCUUGACGAGCUUGCCAAUCUGCUCGUCCUCGAUCACGUCCACUUCAGGAAACUAGAGCUCGCGGGAUGCAGUCUAGGAGAUGCGGGUCUGUCCAAGCUCGCUGCUGGAUUAGCGGGGCAGAUGGACUCACUUCAGGUUCUGGAUAUUUCCGACAAUCAGGGCGUUGUCAAGUCGGACGUUCUUCGACAUAGCCUCAACCAACUUCGAGCACUCAGGAAGCUAAAUAUCGCGAGCAGCACGCGCCUUGACAGUCGGUACCCCAUUGUCGAUGAGGCGGCUAUCCAUAAUUGGUCAUUGACCGAACUGGACCUGUCAUGCAUAGCGCUCAAUGAGGCCACAGUGGAUGUCUUGGCAGGCUAUCUACAGACGGCCAGGUCUCAGUCAAUGCAGACAUUGCGUCUGAACAAGUGCGGGCUCACUGGACGGCAGCUCGCGAGAAUUCUGCGGUCCAUGGGUCAGGCUCGCAAGGUGACCGUCCAUGCCAACGGCAAUCGCCUCGAUGAAGGAAUUGAUGACUUGUGCGGGGCCAUCGCAUGUGGCUUUGCCCCCUGGAGCUUGUUUUUGCAAAUGGUGGAGUUCAACCACGAGAUCAGCUACACGAAGCUGUGGAAGGCACUUAGAGUCAACAAGACCAUCGAAUGCCUCAGUCUGGCCGGGUCAUCGACGCCGGACGCAGCCAGCGCUGAGGCGUGCCAGGCAGUGUCCGAUUUCUUUGUCAACAAUGACACUGUACGCUUUCUGGACAUAUCUGGCUACGAUGCCAAGCUUGACGAAGGGAGACUGGGCAAAGAAUUCUCACGUGCCUUGAUCGGCAUGCGUUCCAACAGGCGGAUCGAGCACCUGCGUGUGCGCAGCCAGAUGCUCAACGUCAAUAUUGGCGAUCUCGCCGAGGCUGUUGGGGGGAAUGACACGCUUCACACUCUGGACUGUGAAGACAAUGACUUCAAUCUUUCCAACUUCCGCCACCUCGUCAAGUACCUGGAGUCAAACACGGUCAUUCGACACUUCUCGGCGUUUUCGCCUCAGGAGCUCGACCGGUCCAUGCGCAGGGUUGCCUCUAGCGUGAGCAUCACGACGCCAAAACGGCGCUCAUCUGUGGUUUCGAGGUUCCGGCAUGACAAGGGACCGGCUCCAUCGGGCGACAAGGCUCUCGUCCAACAGCUCAAAGACCAAUGGGAGACGGUGAUUGCAGAGUUGGAACAGAUUCUCCAGAGGAACAAUCGACUGUAUGAAGAAAGCAAAUGUUCAGACGAUGAGGUCGAGUCCCAGACUGCUGCUGCAACGGACGGAACUUUCUGGGCCUCGUUCGGAGGGCUUGCCAUCAAGGAACACGAGUCCCGACGAAGCAACAGUUUAUCCAAACAAGGGUCGCCGAGUCCCAAAUACGCCCCAGAGAGCCCCCGUGGCGCACACCAUCUUGGGGCGCUCCGGCGCUCCGACUCUGCUGCCUCGAGCGCAGCCGUAAGUCCGACCAGCAUUGGUGAUGGCAGUUUCAGCACGCCUGACCAGACACCUCCCGAGGCGGAGAGCCCUCGCGGAGGCUCAUUUGCUUCUAUCCCAGAAGCGCCCUUUCACGACACUGAUGGCAAUUACACGUACUUUGACGCGCAGGCCACAGACCAAGGCUUGCACAUGAAGGCCCACAGGCGGGCGUGGAAGGAGACGGUAGGGUGCAUUAAAGAGGAGGACCCCAGUGAAAGCUAUCGUCAUCUGGCAACGUUGUCGACUUGCAUCUCCAGUCCUCCAUACUGGGCACGCUCAUACAGUCAGACAGCCCAACCCAUUCGCAUAUCUGCAGACUCGUCUUGCAUCGGGAGAACGACGGCUGAUUGGAAUCGACCUUUGAUCGAUCCUCAAUUCAGUCGCUGGACGGACUCCCGCGGUUCCAUCGCGACCAAGGGCUCCGACGUCCCUGACGACAUUGCCGGCGCCAUGUAUUCGAACUCGAACGCCUUCCUCGGAGGUGGCGGCCAGCGUCCUGGUGCCCAGCAGCAACAGUAUGGCGGCGCCUUUGGGGCCACACAGCAGCCUGGGCAGCAGCAACCGAGCCCCUUUGCGCCGCAGCCCACAGGCUUUGGCCAGCAACAGCCGCUGCAGCAGCAGUACACCGGAUUCCCUAUGCAAGCGCAGCAGACUGGCUUGCCUCAGCAGCAGCCGCUCCAACAGCAGUACACUGGCUUCCCGGGCCAGCAGCCCCAGCCUCAGCAGAGCUUCCAGACGGGCGCGCCUCCCAUGCCCUCGAUCCCUCCGCAGUUCCAGUCGCAGUUCCAGCAACAGCAACAGGGUCAACAGCCUCCGCAGCAAAGCUCCCCCUUCCAGAGCCAACCGCCGCAGCAGACUGGUUACUCGACCUCGCCUCAGCCGGCGAGCGGGCCUUCGCAGCCUCCCCCGCCGCCAAUGAAGCCUCAGGCUACUGGCUUCAACGAAAUGGCCGCUUCGUUCCAGACCGGCGGCACGCCCAAGCCAGCGGGGCGCCGAGGCGAAACCAAGCCGAAGCCAAAUAAGAUCCCCAACAUCAGGUUGUCAUUCAUUACGGCCCCUGAUCAGGCCAAGUUCGAGACCUUGUUCGCUUCCGCCGUGGGCGAAUCGACAAUGACCAUGUCGGGUGAGAAGGCGCGUGAUCUUCUGAUGCGAUCGCGUCUGGAUGGAGAUUCUCUCUCGCAUAUCUGGACCCUCGCCGAUACCACCAGGGCUGGUCAGCUCUACUUUCCCGAAUUCGCGCUCGCCAUGUAUCUUUGCAACCUGAAGCUUACGGGCAAGUCCCUGCCCCCAACCCUACCCGAAAACAUCAAGAACGAGGUUUCGAGCAUGGUGGACAUUAUCAGCUUCAGCGUUGCAGAAGACGCGCCAUCUUCUGCGCCAAGCGCAUCGACCCCCAGCGCUCAGCAGCAGCAGCCGGCGCAGCCGUCCAACUCUCAGAUCCUGACAUCGCAAAUGACAGGGUUCCCAGGGCAGCAGCCUACCCAAGGUCUUCAGUCUCAGCAGACAGGCUUCCCUGGCCAGCAAGGCUUGCAAGCCCAGCAGACCGGCUUUCCCGGCCAACAAGGCCUGCAGGCUCAGCAGACUGGCUUUCCUGGUGCCCAGAACCCCCAGGCUACUGGAUAUUCCGGGCCUCGCCCUCCUAUGCCUCCUAUGCCUACUGGCUACAACCAGCCGGUUGCCCCUCUGAACGCCCAGCCCACGGGUCGACCUGGUCAAUGGGGUCUUGUCAAUGCGCCCGACAGUGGUCUGCCGAACAUUGACGCCUUGCAGGCACGCAUGAUGCCUCAGCAGGGACGGGAGGCAGGCAACUUCACUACGCAGGGCUUGCAGGGCAAUGCAGUGAUUCCCUGGGGCAUCACCAAAGAAGAGAAGACUCGCUACGACUCCCUAUUCCGAGCUUGGGACGGUUUGGGCAAGGGCUACAUUGGUGGCGAUCAAGCCAUUGAGAUCAUGGGUCAAAGUGGACUCGAGAAGCCUGACCUGGAGCGUGUGUGGACUCUGGCUGAUCACGGCAACAAGGGUCGCUUGAAUCUCGAUGAGUUCGCGGUAGCCAUGCAUUUGAUUUACCGCAAGCUCAACGGAUACCCACUGCCCAACUCGCUCCCUCCCGAGCUUGUGCCACCCUCUACGCGCAACUUCAGCCAGUCCAUCGGUACUGUCAAGUCCAUGCUCAGCAGGGAGUCGGAUGACCGCAAGAACUCUGGAGCGGCCCUCUUGCCCCAGAAGACUGGUGUCAGCUACAUGAAGAACCGGUCGUUCCGCGGAGGUGCCAAUGUGGGAGCUGCUGGUCGCAAGGAUGCGACUGUCUUCCGCAACAACGACGAGGAGUUUGGUUACAAGUCAAGCGCACGUCGCAGGGUCGGCAACGAUUCGCCUCGACCAAGCUCACCUGGCUCUGUUGACUCCAGCGACGACCUGACUCUGGACCAGCUGAGGAAGAAAAUCCGCGAGAAGCAGGUGCUGCUUGAUGCGAUGGAUUUCAAGGACGAAAAGCACGCCGAGGAAGAUGACAUUCUCGAUCGCCGCGAUCGUGCCGAAGCGGAGGAGCUGUAUCGCAGGAUCCGCCGAAUCCAAGGAGACAUUGACGCCCAUCCCGAUGCUUCGCCGUCCUCCGGUGAUUCUGAGGCCGAGAGGCGUGCUAUGAAGCGUCAGCUCCAGAAUCUGACGGACAAAAUCCCUCAGUUGGCUUCCCAGGUUCGCAAGACCGAGAAGGCAAUUCAAGAGGCCAAGCUGGAGCUGUUCCGCCUCCGUGAUGCCAAGGCCAACCCCGGCAGCGCAGCCUCGAUUGUUGGCACUGGCCCUGGCGGUGUCGUGACCGAAUCCGACCGCCUCAAGGCCCGCGCUAAGGCCAUGAUGCAGCAGCGGACUGCUGCUUUGACAGGAAAGAAGAUCGACAACCCCGUCGAAAGUGAUGACGCUGCCUCGAAGCGCCUCGAGGAGGAGUCGAUCAAGGCCAAGAACGAGCGCGAGGGUAACGAGAGCAUGGUCCGUGACGUUGAGGAGAGUGUUCGUGACUUUGCCCGCGGUAUUGAGGACAGCCUCAAGGAAGGUACUCAGGAUGAGUCCAGCCAGCACGAAAAGCGGCGUUGGGAGGACGCUCUUGGCGUUGAGGAUGAUGUCCGCGACUUCAUUUUUGAUCUCCAGCGAGAAAGUCGCUCUGCCCGCGUCCGUACCCAGGACAAGCGCACUGCUCGCCCUUCAGCCCCUGUUGAGGAGACGCGACCUGAGCGUGUGGCCAGUCCUCGUGUGGACAGCCCGGUCUCGACGUCUCGCACCGGUAGCCCCGCCGCUUCCGGUGGCUCAUAUGCGGCUUACAAGACGCCCGAGGAGCGCGCUGCCUUUAUCAAGCAGCAAGCCGAGCAGCGUAUGGCUGAACGCCUGGCGGCCCUCGGCAUCAAGGCGCCAUCGAAGCCCGGCGAGAGCGCUGCGCAGCGCGCGGAGCGAGAGCGGGCUGAGCGGGCAGCAAAGAUGCGCGCUGCUGAAGAAGAGGACGCACGCCGCGAGCAAGAGCGCCAGGCUCGUCUUGCUGAGGAGCAGGGCAUCCCGCCUCCUGCCGCGGAGCCUGAAGCCGCCAAGGCCUCUGCGAAGAAGCCCCCUCCGCCUCCUACUCGCAAGGGAGGGGCGGCGCCCAAGGCCGAGGAGGACGACGCGGCGAUCAAAGCCGCCGAAGAGCAGCGCCUUGCUCAAGCACAAGAACAGCAACAGCGCGAGACGCAGCAAUUGGAGGACGACGUCAAGGAUGAGGAGGACGAAUUCGCCAAGGAGCAGAGAGAGGCCGAUGCUCGCCUCAAGGCACUCGAAGAGCAGGUCAAGCAAGGUAAACUGCGCAAGGAAGAGGAGAAGAAGAGGAAGAAGGCCGCCAUGGCCGAGGCCAAGGACAAGGAAGCCAAGCUGGCAGCCCGUCGUGCUGAGAUCGAGGCAGCCAGGCAGCGCGAGCUCGAGCUGCAGCGACAGCUGGAAGCCAUGAACGACGAUUCGGACUCAUCGUCUGACGAUGAAGGUCCUCAGCAGAUCACCCCUCAGGCCUCGACCCCGACCAUGGGUGGCAGUCAAGCUGCCAGCCAGGAGCUUGAGCGCAAGGUCGCGUCGCCGCCUACGACCGCUGCCGAUGCUGCUCCCGCUGCCACUGUUCCCUCGGUCGUGACAUCGCCUCCGGCCGAGACGGAGAGCAAGAACCCCUACUUCAAGAUGAUGUCCCAGGCACCCGAGACGACAUCUCCUGUCGCUGCUCCAUCGGCGCCCGCAGAUCCUUCAGCACCAGCGCCUCCUGCUCCGGACGCUUCUACAAAUCCGUUCCACCGCAUGAAGCAGGAACCUCACCCAGCACCCACUCCUGUGUCCAGGAAGCGUGCUGAUUCCGAUGAUUGGGGCUCUGACAAGGAAGAAGACAGCUCCGACGACGAGGACGAUCGUCCUGGAGGCGGCAACGCUGCUCAACUCGCGUCCAUCCUGUUCGGCACAAUGGCCCCCCCGCGACCGUUGUCUGCUGCUGGCAGGGACUCUUCGCCCGCCACACCUGCUCAGGAUACACCGAUUGCUGCACCUCCUCCACCACCUUCUGCUGGUGAUGCUCCCGCUGCACCACCACCGCCUCCUCCGAUGCCUGCUGGCGAUGCGCCUUCUGGGCCACCACCACCGCCUCCUCCCAUGCCCGGAUCAGACGCUCCCAGCGCACCACCCCCUCCUCCCCCUCCUAUGCCUGGCAUGGCCUCUCCUGGUGGCCCUCCACCGCCACCUCCCCCUGGCGGUCCUCCUGGGCCGCCUCCCCCUCCUCCGGGAGGCGCGCCUCCACCACCUGCGGCCGGUGGUGGCCGGCCAGCUGGCUUCCUCGGGGAGAUUCAAGCAGGCAAGUCCCUUAAGAAGACAAAGACCAAGGACACCAGCGCUGCUGCCGUUGCUGGUCGCGUCCUGUAG